Molecule: messenger RNA, 1426 nt
Organism: Phascolarctos cinereus (koala)
Lineage: Eukaryota; Metazoa; Chordata; Mammalia; Diprotodontia; Phascolarctidae
Source: RefSeq, a predicted model, not a curated record
CAGCCCGCACCCAGUCCGGGGAGCUUCCAGAGAAGAGGGAUGAGUUUUAUGGCCGAGCCUCGACCCCCGGGGAAGCCCGCGGCGCUACAGACGGUGAGCUCAGCUGGCUGAAGGGACCUGGGAGCCGCGUUCGUUCUCGCUCCAGUCUGUGCCUUACUCUCCCCUUGGCCCGGGCUGCGGGAUGUUCGCUGACACCUUGGCUUUUGGCCACCCCUCUGCUCUCCCUCCUUCCUUCUCUCUCACAUGUACUCUCUGUCAACCCUUCUCUCUCUCCUGCACCUGCAGGCACGUAUUCCCACGCGCCUCGCCCGCACACAAGCACAACUACACGACUAAGCACACUUACUGCCCUGCGCACUUACACACUUACACACUUACACUCACUCGCCUCUUCCAAGCGCACAGGCGCAAGCACUCUGCGCUCCCCUCCUGCUCCUGAAAUCUUUUCUUACUAGCCAGGUCGGAGGAAAGACAACCUAAGGGUGCUGUCCUCUCCGGAAGAAGCAGAUCCUGACUCCCCAACCCCCUCCGGCCUGGUCGAGAGAAAGCCCAGUCAGCCCAAUUUAAUGGCUGUGGCCCUUCAGAAUUCUCCAGGCUCUCUGGCUAGGAAUUCACCAAUCGCUGUAAGGAAGUGACUAAAAGCACUUUGAUGUCACUUGUUGUUGAACUGAAUGUGGGGGGUGAACUGUAUACCACUACCGUGGGCACCCUGAAAAAAUUCCCAGGCUCCAAGCUGGCAGAAAUGUUCAAUAUGUCCAAGCCUCCUCGGCCUGAUUCCCAAGGCAGAAUCUUCAUUGAUCGACCAGGCACCCAUUUUCGGCCCAUCCUAGACUAUCUCCGAAGUGGACAGCUGCCUACACACAGCAUCCCAGAGGUAUAUAGAGAAGCCCAGUUCUAUGAGAUCCAACCCCUGGUCAAGCUCCUAGAGGAGACACCCCAGAUCUUUGGUGAGCAGGUAGCCAGGAAGCAGUUCUUGCUCCGAGUACCAGGAUACAAUGAGAAUCUUGAGCUCAUGAUCCGGAUUGCCAGAGCAGAGGCUGUGGCAGCUCGAUGUUCUGGUGUAGUGGUAUGUGCAGUACGGACUGAGGAGGAUGCCGCUCGCUGCCUUGAUGCCUUACAGACUCUGGAGACAGACAAGAGAUCAGUGGUCAAGUUCGGGCCCUGGAAGGCAUCGCCAGCCAUCACUGACCUGUUGGAUUGUGUCAAAAUGGACAUUGAAGCUCAGGGGUACUGUGUUUCUUACCAGCCCUAUGCAGCUGAGAAGGGAUUCCGAAUCAAGUCCUCUGAUUACUUUUAUAAAUUCACUUUCACCUGGUGGUGACCCCUCAGUGGUCUAAGGAUUGAUACUUUUGGCUAGAGAUGGGUGCUUAUAGAAAAAGAAAGCGUUAAAACAUUUAAGUGAAAUAAAUUAAGAAAGUAAAAACUA